Cloeon dipterum is the source of this 5437-nucleotide messenger RNA. RefSeq names its product protein MTSS 2-like. Gene Ontology annotation, cellular component: cytoplasmic side of plasma membrane; actin cytoskeleton. Gene Ontology annotation, molecular function: phospholipid binding; actin binding. The record is from RefSeq and is a predicted model, not a curated record. NCBI's taxonomy places the organism in Eukaryota, Metazoa, Arthropoda, Insecta, Ephemeroptera, Baetidae. Bases 33 to 2954 code for a protein of 973 amino acids. Gene Ontology annotation, biological process: cell projection assembly; plasma membrane organization. The transcript has 16 exons.
AACCGAUGGUGGUCUGAUCGAGAGCAGCGGUCAUGGACAUCGAGGACACCACGGCCCUGGGCCAGCUCUUUCAGCAGAUCAUCACAGAUAUGAAGAAUGGGGCCCCACUGUGGGAAGACUUUGUCAGCAAAGCGAGCAAACUGCAUUCAUGCUUACGGGCAACUCAGCAAGCGAUAGGAGUUUAUCUGGAGGCGUUUCAGAAAAUCGCAGAUGCGGCCACAAAUUCCAAAGGGGCGACCAAAGAUAUUGGUGCCGCUCUAACGAGAAUAUGUUUGCGACAGCGAGCAGUGGAGAGCAGAGUAAAAACGUUUACAAGUGCUAUUAUGGAUUGCCUUGUGAAUCCUUUGCAAGACAGGCUCGAGGAUUGGAAGAAGGCCACAAUAAAUUUGGACAAAGAGCACAGCAAAGAAACGAAACGAGCCCGAUCGGAGCUGAAGAAGCGUUCCACUGACACUCUUCGAAUGCAAAAGAAAGCUCGCAAAGGACUGACCAGCACGUCAUCCUCGUCGUCUUUGGCGCAAGGACUGACGGCCAACAUGGACCCUUUGGACUCUCAGCAGCGACUUCUACAGUCUGGCAUACAGCAGCUGGGCGAGUGUGAGGGCAAAUCUGUCAGAGCCGCACUGACUGAGGGCAGAGGUCGAUUCUGCAUAUUUGUCACGUUGCUGAGACCAGUGCUGGAACAAGAGGUGGCUAUUUUCUGGGAGCUGAGUCACGUGCAGGAGGCACUCGAUGAACUGAACAAGGCCAUCGGAGAUCCGAAAACCUUGCCCGACACAAUUGAGCAAGCGCUGCAAGAACUGACCAACGUGACUGCCACUCAAGAGGCAGCCUGGGUGAAUGCCACGAACACUGCCAACCGUGACUCUUCCCCUCCAAGCAGCAUGGGGUCGAGGAAAUCGUCUGUGGGCUCUGCCGCCUCCCUUCAGAGUCUGAGCAGCCACAGCGGAGGUGGAACAGCUAGUCAGAAUGUUUGGCCUCCCAGGUCAAACACAUUGAGCAAGCUUUCGAGACCUCCUGCAUGGUUACGUGCUGUGUCUCAAGACUCUGGAUUCGUCUCGUCGCAAGAUAGACUUUUCCCAUUCUAUCAUGGCCAAAAGGGCAAUGAAGCGACAAAUGGAGAUGGUUCCAACUGCAGCACGCCAACCACAAGUGGUGGCAUUAUGGAAGAGCUAUCUGUUCCUGACUGCAAGGAACCUGGUGCCAACAGUCAGCCGGGAUCGUGGCCAAAUCUUCAAGAGACUUUGCAAUUUGAGCGGGCGGCCAGUGCUAUCAUGGCCGACCAGCAGAGCCAGCAGCAACCCGGCCCACCAAGUGCAGCUCAGCAGGGCCAGCGACGGCCCCACACCAUAUCAGCUGCUUAUGGCCAGUCGCAGUCACGACCUCCCUUAGGUUCCUACCACUUCUCGCCGCCACCCUCCAGUCCAGCACCUGACGGACAGAAUCCAAAUGCACGGCCUCCGUCAGGUCCUGGCGCAAAUGGGAGACCUGCUGUGCCUAAGCGGUGCUCUUCUCUUGAAAGACCGGAGAGACCUUCUGUCUUAGUUCCAAAACCUGCUCACUUUCGCAUUGAUGCGAUAUAUGAUCAAGAAACUCCUACAAAUGAGGUCAUAGCCUGCCCCGUCUACGUCAACAUGCACGAACUUGCCAAUUUAGCUGCCAACAAGACGACUGAAAGAUCUGGUGCCACUGCUUCUGAAAAUAAAGACCAAGAAAAUAGUAGCGAGAGUUCACAUGAAUCCAGUAGCGGAUAUGGUAGCCAAACCAUGCCUCUGCAUGGUGCUCAUGAAGAUCUUCCACAUCCUGAUGUUCAAAACGAUGAUUUGAUUGAUUCGCUCCCAUUGCCUCCAUCGCCACUCUCGAUCAGAACAAUUCGCCAACUGCACAGACCUAUGUCCUACUCAGGCUACCCUCCGCACGGUGGCCACACAGGCUCUUUCCGGCUGCCGCGCCGAGGCAGUACAAGCACACCGCCAGCCCCGCCGAUCCGCAGAACCUCAUCUAUAUCGACGGUGAACAAGAUGCCACUGGGCGGAGAUGAUCUCCCGCCACCGCCAUCUCCGUCAUUCCUGCACCAGCAAAAUCAGCAGAACCUCUACGGCAACAUCGCCGAGAUACGCGGUUACGUAGAGAUGCAGCACAUGCCUAGUCAGAGCCGACGGCCACCGACCUCAGAGGAGAUCUACCGCACCUCCACAGUGGCUGACACGGUGCGCACGCUGAGCCAGCAGCCCGCCUGGAAGCCUGGCGAGGAGAUCUACAAACCAGUGGCGGACGCUAUGCGACGACAAUAUCAGGACGCCAAGGGCAACGUAGCCGACACUGUGCGCACCCUGACCGAGCUCCGGCAUCAGCCUGCCAGCCCUAUUCAGACCAGGAAGAACGUCAGGAUCUCCAACGAGAACCUGCAUCUUUUGGAGGACGAAGUUUACUGUAGCAGCAGAAGUCCGGCUACAACCAGAAAGAUGUAUCCAGAGCAUCAGCUGAUGGCCAACUUUAGUCCAAGCACCAGUCGCAAGCUGUAUGAACAACAGCAGCUGCAGCUGCAGCAACAGCAGGCGCAGUACAAGGUAAGCCGGAACCCUGAGUACGAAGAUCCGUCCAAGCUGCGGAUGAUCCAGCAAAUGAAGAUCAACAAGCUCAAGCAGGAGAAAAUGGGCAUGGCGGGGCCGCAACAACAGCAACUGCAACAAAUGGCGCCGCCGCAGCAAAUGAUGCGGCGCUAUUCAGAGGAGGAAAACAGAGAGCCGCCGCAGCAGACCUUCUUGCUGCAAAGUCUGACAAGCAAGCUGUCGCAGAUGCAGAAGAACAACAAAGCCCUGCGGGUUCGAACGCUGAUCGCCAGCAGGACGGUCAAAGACCCCACGUUGGUGCACGACAGCCUGAUGGACCAGAUAAAACGCGGCACCCGCCUACGCACCACACCCACUGACGAUGGCCCCCGCUUCGCCUGAGCAGCAAUAAUAAUUACUCUCAAUCAAAAUUAACGCAGCCACUCCAGAAUAUCAACAGACAGUGUUCUCUGAAAUUCACUAAUUGUGCCCAUUUCUUAAAUGCCGAGGUCGGGUCAAGGUGACGGGGUAGAGUUAGAUUAAAUGUUGUUUUACAGGACAAUAAUAUCCCUGUAUGAGGAAGGUUUCCUACUUACACAAAAACUGUUCUUUGGUGUUGCCUUGCCACUGGGAGUCACCUUGAUUUUAUGGCCCAAUGCCAUGAGAUGAUUGAAUAAUAAUUGUCGUGGGGAAAUACUCUGUACCACAAAUAAGUUAAUGUUGUUUCCAAUUGGAUGUCAGCCUCCUUUCUUUCUGCUUCCCUGCUUGAUCACUCUCAUGUUCAGCUCAUUUUCCAUUUCUCCAAUUUGGUAGUCCCCUCCUCAAUUUGAGUUUGCCUGGAGUCACCGAUUCCUAAAUUUGGGAUUGUUUCAAAUGGUCUAAAACAAAUUAAAUUUCUACCUAGAAAAGAGGGUUACUGCAAAAUCAAGGGAAUAUUGUUUUUUCCAUCUGAUUCCACUUUUGUGUUUAUUGCACAAAAUCGCUGAUUUGUAUUUCGAGUUUAGGCAACACAAUAUGUUAUGGUUUUAUAGUUGGAACUGAUUAGCGAGCUCCAAAUCCGCUACGUACAAACAAUUUUUUAUAAUUGGCCUCUGAAAUUUGCAUUUGUUGAUUUAAGUCGUUGACUUAUUCCAGAUUAUUAACUAGCUUUCCGUUCUGCUAUGCAAUAAUUAUUGACUUUUUUUGGUAGAAUCGCCGAAAGGGAAAGCACGCAGAAAAAGCUUAAGUCGAAAUAGGGAGGCUCAAAAAAUCGCCUUUAAUUGAUUUUCAAUCACAUUAAGUCUGACGAGGACCUGUUUAAUUCGUAAGAUUAAAAAGCACUAGGGUAAUUGAUCGAGAGAAGCUUUUAGCAAACACUAGAACCACACAACUCACUUCCACUGGCAGCAGAAAACUACUUUGAAGACGGCGCUGUUUCCGUACACCGGAAGCUAAAUUCUCAGGAUUGAUCUUAACGCAACCCCAAUUAGACCCCCAACAUAAUCACAUUGUCUAUGUAGUACUAUGGUGUAUAUUAUGCGCAAACAAGACUUAAAAAGUAGAAUCUAAAACUCACUCAAAGAUGUUUAUCAUUCUGUACACACGUGACGCAAGUCAAUUAUUUGGAUCUAUUAUCCCCCAUCCCCCUUUGCUAGUGUUUUGCCCCUUUUGAUUAUAGCAGUGAUGAUUAUCGCUGCUACGCUCUCUCUUAUGUACAAGACUGGAGAACUUAUAUAUCUCUGAUUUUUGUAUCCUCAUACUUAAGACACGCAUAUGAAGAAACACAGUGAAAAUGUAAACCACGUAUAGCGACACACACGUAAACAGAAACUUCUAAAUCCGAGUUUUUGUGCUUUGCGUAGUAGAGGAUUUUGUACGACAACUGAAUAUGAUGCAAUUAUUUUUCUUAUUCCAUCCUACUGAUAAUGAUGUUGCACUUUUUGAGCAUAUUUUUAAAAUGUAAAGAAGAGAUGAAAAAGCCACGGAAUCGUACACUUAGCCAGUUAGCGAAUAUUAUCUGAAGAAAAAUCCACUACACCGUACGAGUAGAUUGUAAGCAAACUACUUUCCUCUCACUGUAAUUGUAUCGUGGUGUGCUGCUGAAGACUCGUCGAGUCCACCUCUAUAAUAUAUGUGUGCAUAUCACUCACUCACUCCCUCAUCUUACAUACACACAAUAUUAUACACUACUCAUCCGUCAUAUUCGAUAUGAGAGACGUUAACCGAUUACUAUACUCUGUGUAAAUACAAAGCACAAGACGUGUACCUUAGGCAGGAGUAGUGGCAGCCCCCCUUUUGAUAAUUGUGUGUGCAUGUGGUGUCCCGACUCUUUUUUAUCGUUCGCCGGGUGACUGAGCAAAGUUGAGCAACAAAAACGCUACUUGCAAGAAUAAAAUACAACUUGUUGUGAUGCCCCCCCCCCUUUUCAGUUCCUUAUGUUCCACUCUAGGGUUAAUCACUUCCCUUAAUUUAUUACAUCUUAACUGUAGCGCGGAAAACGAAUAUGUGAUUUGUCGUAGUUAUAUCAUUUCUCUACUUAUCUCCAAGAUUAAGUUCAAUAAACGAGUGCUUCACUGAAUAUGUUCGCCUUUUUAUUUGCAGUCAUACAUUUAAGUUUUCUAUUUAGAACUUUUCGUGUCCGUGCAUCGACACAGGAUGAAAUCACUUCUUCCUUGCCAUCGUUCACAAUUUACUGGAAUUUGUCAAAAGUUUGACUUUUGCAACUCUUGCUUUCACGCUAUUACAUUGGAAACAUACACAUUCGACGAUCACCGAUAACUCGGAAAAUAAAUCUAUGAAGUUGUAUUGUCAGCUCAUUAUGAAUUGAUCUGAAAUUUCUCGUCAAUGUUCGUGUCAGUUCUUUUAAAAUGCUAAAAUCGGGUCUUAUCAUCUACCAGGGGGAAUUA